Molecule: messenger RNA, 2554 nt
Organism: Cryptomeria japonica (Japanese cedar)
Lineage: Eukaryota; Viridiplantae; Streptophyta; Pinopsida; Cupressales; Cupressaceae
Product: lipase-like PAD4
Exons: 4
Coding region: 419-2254 (611 amino acids)
Biological process (GO): lipid metabolic process; defense response
Source: RefSeq, a predicted model, not a curated record
AUAAUAGUGUGUCCAUACUGAAAAUAAAAAUAAUACGAAGAUCAGCCACAACCCAUAGUUUCAUUGCGUAUGGGCUUAAGCAGUUUCGCUGCUAAAAACACGAAAGAGGAGCAGGUGAAGUAAUAAUUAUUUCCGCGUUGCUAGAUUCUUCCAAAGAUACCUACCCAUUCGUUAUAUAUCCAACAAGAUUGUUGUCUGUUGUCUUCAAGUGAUUGAAGAGACAUGAGUCCUGCCAGGAAGCUGCUUAGCCAGACUUUUCUUUCGGUGACUUGACUCCCUCAAACACGGCAAUGCACAUUUUUCUAUAAAACACUGACCUCAGUUCAAUAUUGGUUCAUCGGGGGAAGAAAGCAAGGAAAGCCAUUCAUUGUAUUGCAGAACUUGUUUGCAGUUCAGAUCCAUUUGUUUUUCAGUUCUCAUGGGUUUCGAUUCGAGUUCAUUUUCUCCAAGGUACAAGGAUCUUCUGAAGGUGAGCUGUGCUGCUUCUAAGAGUGGUAAUUACUUCGAGGAGACAAGCUCAGGAGACACACUCAUCAUAGGCUUUUGUGGGUCUUCAAGUGCCAAUGCCUUCAAUAAAACGACAACCAAAUUUGGGGAGUGUGCAAUCAAUGAGAAUAAUGGGUAUUUUAGUUCCCUCGUACAUUGGAGUCCAGCAAAUGGUAAAAUCCAGCAAGCCCUUGUGCACAAAGGGGCGCUUGACAAAUUUUUAGACAUUUGUCGUAAUUCCGACCUUGAAACAAAGGUUACAAAGGCACUUGAAGGAAACAAAACUGUUUUGUUUACAGGCCAUUCCAUUGGAGGGGCAAUUGCCACUCUCGCCACACUUGCGAGUUUGGAGAAAUGGGGUAAGGAUGCCCCUGUUUUCGCCAUCACAUUUGGGUUUCCUCUGAUUGGAGAUGAAGUUCUUGCCAGAGCAGUUCGAAGGCAGGGGUGGGCUAAUAAUUUCUUCAAUGUUGUUACAAGGGGUGAUGUUUUUGCUAGAAUUUUGUUAGCUCCUUGGGAAUCCGUGUGUAGCCAUUUGGGAGUCCUGCUGCCUUACUGGCAGAAAUCUGCUGAGCAGAUGAAUGAUGAUGGUACAGACGAAAUCAUGAAGGAGGCCCCUCCUACAGAGUUGGAUGAGCAUUUACGCAUAGUCCUGCGUCAUGCCUGUGCAGUUGUUAACUUCAUGACUGUUAACAAUAUGGAGCCUACAAACAAACUGACAGCAGGUCUGAAACCUGCAAUCAAGUUAAGCCCUUACAGGCCAUUUGGGUAUUACUUGUUUUGCUCAGACAACGGAACCCUUUGUGUUGAAAACUAUGAGGCUGUGUUGCCCAUCCUCUUUUAUUCAUUGUCUACUUGUAAAGAUCAGGCUAAUGUCUCAGACCACACUGGGUAUGGUAAAGUGUUCCAUGGCAACACAAACAUUGCCAAUUUGGAAGGGCUUCAGAAUCUUCCUUUGUCACAAAGUGCAGCACUGUCUUCUGCCAUGGAAAUCCAACUCGACGCUCUUGGAAUUGGCAUUCAGAACGCUCAGGCCAGACUUGCCUUGAGAGCUGCAGGAGAGCAUGAAAAUAAGCUCAGGCAAAAUUUCAGUGAAGUGCUGGAAGAACUGAACAAGCUGGAGAAAACAGAAAUGACAAAACUGAAAGAGUACAGAAACAAAUUUCUGAGUCAGAAAAGCAUGCCAUACUAUGAGGCCUUCAAGGCACACAAAGAAGAGACUGAUUUUAAGGCCAAUCUUAACAGGCUAAAGCUUGCUGCUCUGUAUGACAGGAUCGAAAAUCUGGUAGAUACCCACCAGUUGCCUGAUGACUUUCAGUGCAAUGAAGAACUGAUAAGAAAAGGGACAGAAUAUAGGCUUUAUGUGGAGCCUCUGGACAUUGCUAAUUAUUACAGGCUGGGCAAGCAUGAAGACUCUGGUCAUUAUAUGAAAAAUGCAAGGCCUCGUCGCUAUAAAGCUCUUGAAAAAUGGUUGGCAGACAAAAAAAUGGAGGACAAGAGUAAUCAACCAAAGAUAACAAUGGACUCCUGCUUCUGGGCUUAUGUGGAAGAAAUUUCAUGUUUAAUGAAUAACCCAAAAGAAAAGGAAGAGGAUGUAAAGACCCAGUGUGACAACUUCCAGAAUAAAGUGAAGGGAAUAAGUGAUCAGUUGUGUGUGGAAGAGGUUCUGAUGGUACAAUCCAGUUUUACAGAAUUGUUGAAGAAGCUGAAACAACAAAGUGGGGGAGGAGUCUUUCCUCUCUCCCCUCUUUUCAACAUGAUAGCUCAAUAGUUGCUAAGAGUUUUCAGUCUAUAGAGUAGAAGGAUAUGAGUUUUUCAGUCUAUGGAGUAGAAUGAUAAAAUAUAUAUUAUGUAUAUAUUCUAGUCGAUAUUUUAGUCACAUUCAGUUAUGCUGCCAUGAACAUUCUCUUAUGAGAUAUUAUCCUGAUCAGAUUUACAGUGAUCAAUAAGCCUUUCUUUUAGUUUUCCUAUAAAUGUGUUCCAAAAUCUCAUGGUGAGUCUUGCCAUGAUGUUUAACAAUAUUAUCUUUCAUAUAAAAGAGUUGAUUGUGAAUCUUUGCUCUCAUAUAAAA